Molecule: messenger RNA, 1056 nt
Organism: Naegleria fowleri
Lineage: Eukaryota; Heterolobosea; Eutetramitea; Acrasida; Naegleriidae
Exons: 1
Coding region: 1-1056 (351 amino acids)
Source: RefSeq, a predicted model, not a curated record
AUGGGACAAGGAAACUCGUCACAAAUUAGUCACUACGAAGAAAGCCAAGCCAUAAGCAAAAUCUUUGACGGAUUUUCCACACUUCUGCGGAUGCAGACAAAAGAACAAGACCGCGUUAUUGAAAAAAUUUCAUCAAGAUUGGAUCAGCUGGAGAAAUCAGUAUUCAACAUUCAACAAGAUUUGAAUGUGUUAAAGAGUACAAGACCAAUGACCACCCAUUCCACCUUCGGAAGCAAUUUUCAACAACAAUUUAGCACAUCUGGUUAUGGAACAGUCAAUUCUUCUCUGAAUUCACAACCGAACACAACAAACCUCUCUCCACAAUACAAAGUAAUAUAUCCAGUCCAGAAUUAUAUUUCAUCCCAUCAUUCAUCAUCCUCCUUAAAUAAUCCUUCAUUUCCACAGUCGUCAUCAAUGAACAAAACUUCCCCAGUGGCACCACCUCCAGAAGUGUUGGGCAAUUUAACAUUUGUAUACAAUAACGAUUAUGAACAAGACUUAUUAACCAUGUCCGUAAAAAAGUUUGCUGACGAAAUGAAAAUGUGCUUUGGCAGCAAAGGGAUUCAUUUCGUGACAAAAUCCGAGACCAAAGAAAGUGGGAAGAAAUAUGUGAAUGUUUUCUUUAUGGAUCAAUUAUCGUUUUUAUCGGGUAAUCACACAAGCAGUGUUACAUCAACUGUGAAAGAAUUAGUCGUAUUUGUAUGUAUAAGAAAAAGCGACUCUCGAGAAACCCGGCUGGACAUGACAAAACUGUUCCCUGGAAUAAGCGAAUGGAUGGUAAGCACUGAUCACAUCAUGAACAACGUAGCAGAUGCUACUCGAUACCUGUUUGUUAAAUUUCAGAAUUAUAAGUCAGUACAAGAAGCAGGAAACUCUGAGUAUCAAGAUUUAACCCCAUUCCAAAAGUUAGAGAUCGCUGAUAAGGAUUGUUUCACUUCGUGUGUGAUGGGAUAUUUUGAAGUUCCUUUCUCAUUCCUAAAGAAAGAUUUGCUUGUUCAUUCGGUUCCCGAUACUUUUCAAAUUUCUGUUUAUUCGUUCUUCAUCACCAACAAAUGA